GAAGAGGAGGAGCAGCUAGUGCCGCCGCCGCUGCUGCCCGCCGCCGCUUGUCCUGCCAGGCCGUGGCCCUGGCCGGGCCUCCUCAGUAGCCGGAAAGGGAGAGGCGGCGCGCCGUGUGGGGAAAGUCCCUUCCGCGAAGCGGCUCCGAUGUCGGGCGAGGCGGGUGCUGGGCUCUGAGCGGCGGCUGCGGCGUCUCCUCGUCCUUCUCAUUCAACCUCCUCCUCCUCUGCGAGGCGGGGGCGGGGGACGCAGCCGCCGACGCGACUCCCAGGCUCCGACCGAGGAGAGGCCGCGGCCUGCAAGAGCGGAGCAAGGAGGGAAGCCAGGGUUGGUGGUGGAGGCGGAGGUUGCGUCCGUCUGGGGGCACAGGAUGCCGAGCCGGGCCCCCUCGGCCUGGGCUUCCCGGUGGCCCCAAUAAAGCCCCGGCGGAAGAUCCUCGUAUGAGGCCUCUCCGCGGCCCAGGAGGCGCCUCCGUCGGGCCCUCCGUCCCCCGCUGAGUGCUGAGGUGGGCUGGGGGUCCCGGGGAACCAGGCCCCGCGAGAAGAGCCCUUCUGCGCCCCGGUCCUUUCCCUCCAGACGCGCAGCCCCACACACCCCAUAUACACUCACACUCACCCGCUGGAAGUGGAGGGAUGUCUUCUGCCAACUCCGCGGACAUGAUUGAAACCCCCCCGGUGCUCAACUUCGAAGAAAUUGACUACAAAGAGAUUGAGGUGGAAGAGGUUGUUGGAAGAGGAGCCUUUGGAGUAGUUUGCAAAGCAAAAUGGAGAGCAAAAGAUGUCGCCAUUAAACAAAUAGAAAGUGAAUCGGAACGAAAAGCCUUCAUAGUAGAGCUUCGACAGUUGUCACGUGUGAACCAUCCUAAUAUUGUCAAGUUAUAUGGAGCUUGUUUGAACCCAGUUUGUCUUGUUAUGGAAUAUGCUGAAGGAGGUUCUCUCUAUAAUGUCCUACAUGGUGCUGAACCUCUGCCUUACUACACUGCUGCACAUGCAAUGAGUUGGUGUUUACAGUGUUCCCAGGGAGUGGCAUACCUUCAUAGCAUGAAACCGAAGGCUCUCAUUCACAGGGACCUAAAACCACCAAACUUGCUCUUGGUGGCAGGGGGGACAGUUUUAAAAAUCUGUGAUUUUGGUACAGCCUGUGAUAUUCAGACACACAUGACCAACAAUAAGGGAAGUGCUGCUUGGAUGGCACCAGAAGUUUUUGAAGGUAGCAAUUACAGUGAAAAAUGUGAUGUAUUCAGUUGGGGUAUUAUUCUUUGGGAAGUGAUUACCCGUAGAAAACCUUUUGAUGAGAUUGGUGGCCCUGCGUUUCGAAUCAUGUGGGCAGUUCACAAUGGUACUAGACCACCACUGAUAAAAAAUUUACCCAAGCCUAUUGAGAGCUUAAUGACUCGCUGUUGGUCAAAAGAUCCCUCACAACGACCUUCAAUGGAGGAAAUUGUCAAAAUAAUGACACAUUUGAUGCAGUACUUUCCAGGAGCAGAGGAACCUCUACAAUACCCUUGUCAGUAUUCUGAUGAAGGCCAAAGCAACUCUGCCACUAGUACAGGUUCCUUCAUGGAUAUGACUUCCACAAAUACUAGUAACAAGAGUGAUGCCAACAUGGAACCAAAUGACUUUCCAGGAACUGCUACCAAUGACACUAUUAAACGCUUGGAGUCAAAACUGGCCCAGCAGAUGAAAAAUUCAGCAAAGCAGUCGGGAGAGCCUGGCCGUUUGAGCUUACCUCCAUCUCGCGGUAGCAGUGUCGAGAGCUUGUCAGAAGUUCGUGGGCGACCGCAGUCAACCCUUGUUUCAGGAGAAAGCAAACGAAUGAGUGCUGAUAUGUCUGAAAUCGAAGCAAGAAUUGCUGCUACCACAGCCUUUUCCAAACCUAAACGAGGCCAUCGUAAAACUGCUUCAUUUGGCAACAUUCUGGAUGUCCCAGAGAUCAUCAAACCAGCAGGCAACGGACAACAGAGGCGCAGAUCUAUUCAAGACCUUAGUGUUGCUGGGACAGAUUCCAACCAGGAAAGCAGGAACAACAGUAGAUCAUCUAGUCCUAGUGUGAGAAUGAUCACUACCUCGGGACCAACCUCUGAAAAGCCAGCUCGCAGUCUUCCAUGGACACCUGAUGACUCCACAGAUACCAAUGGGUCUGAUAACUCCAUCCCAAUGGCAUAUCUCACAUUAGAUCACCAAUUGCAGCCUUUACAGCCAUGUCCAAACUCAGAAUCUAUGGCUGUAUUUGAACAGCACUGUAAAAUGGCACAAGAAUAUAUGAAAGUUCAGACAGAAAUUGCAUUGCUGUUGCAAAGAAAGCAAGAACUAAUAGCAGAACUGGACCAGGAUGAAAAAGACCAGCAAAAUACAUCACGUCUGGUACAAGAGCAUAAAAAGCUUUUAGACGAAAAUAAAAGUCUUUCCACGUACUACCAGCAAUGCAAAAAACAGUUGGAAGUUAUCCGAAAUCAGCAACAAAAACGUCAAGGGACAUCAUGAUUCAGUGGGACUUCAAAUUGACAAUGUUGCACAGAAAAACUUCUUUUUAAAAAUUAUCCCUUAAUAUGACAUCUGAGUGUUCCCUUAUUGGUGUGUGCUGAAUGUGUAGACAUACCUGCUGCUCUUCCAGCAUCAGUCCAGUAUCCUUUUUAUUUGAUUGAACAUUGAGUUGUUUGAGAAAGGUAUGAGCAGCUACAGGAAUUAUCAGCAGCACUAAACAGAAAACAAAAUGCAAUGAACUCUGGCUGUUUGCAUGCCCCUCGUGUGAUGGCUAGCCUACCAAAAGUGAUUUAAGUGGCUGCUAAAUUGUAAGAUCUUUUGGUGUUAACGCAAUAGGAACAGUAUAGACCCCCCCCCAAGGCCCAUUUUUAGAAUGUUUUUGUUAUUCCCCCAUCUCGGACUGUUAGCAAGAAUCAGUCAUUUUCCAGGACUCCACCAAGCACGAGAGCUGAUGCUGGCGAAACACUGCAUCCUUUUGAAUAUGGGAAGUCUAAGCUGAGGCCACCAUCACUGGUUGAGCGCUUGAUCACCCUGCAUUUUGACUAAAAUUUCUUGUAAUCAUGCUAUCAUACAAUCCUGUAUUUUCUUUACAUUUGAGAGUUAAAGAAUGGAAAGAUAUGGUGAAGAAGUUUAUCAAGCCCGUAUGUUCAAAUUGAGGAUAAAGAUUCAAUAAGCCAAAUGGAUCCAGUUACAUUGUG
Messenger RNA from Zootoca vivipara (common lizard), 3181 nucleotides. It is a transcript of the gene MAP3K7, whose product is annotated as mitogen-activated protein kinase kinase kinase 7. Gene Ontology annotation, molecular function: ATP binding; MAP kinase kinase kinase activity; magnesium ion binding. The record is from RefSeq and is a predicted model, not a curated record. Gene Ontology annotation, biological process: protein phosphorylation; JNK cascade; positive regulation of canonical NF-kappaB signal transduction. NCBI's taxonomy places the organism in Eukaryota, Metazoa, Chordata, Lepidosauria, Squamata, Lacertidae.